Molecule: messenger RNA, 3572 nt
Organism: Mycena citricolor
Lineage: Eukaryota; Fungi; Basidiomycota; Agaricomycetes; Agaricales; Mycenaceae
Source: the annotation of a GenBank genome assembly
GAACAACUAAGAGUCCUCCACAAUGAUCGAUCGCUUCGGUGUGUUUGUCGGUGCUUACCCCGGAUUACGCUCGGACUUGCCUUUUUCAUCCAUGACCCUGCGACUCGGCCUGGGACGCGGUGGGACGCGGCCACUCGAGAUGAUUGAGGAUAAAUAGCACUCAUCCUUCCGAGGCACGACAAGGCUCGAUCUGAAUGACCUUUUGUGCUCCGCGCGGGCACACGUUCCCUAUUCAAUCCUCACUUUGGGCCACACCUCGCACUGGAUGUGUAUUCUUCUGCCUCGAAAUGUGGAUCCCUGACGUUGUUACUUGGGGUGCGAUGGCCAUUCAGGGACUCAGUGGGCUCCCUCGGUGCACCAACAUACCCGCACCCGUGAGAACACAUGUCAUGAUUUACCACCUUGGAUGCUCUCCGAACAAACUCAAUCAUCGAUCUGGCCCCAAAGCGGGGUCACUCUCGGUCGUCUUCCGUCCGCUCCUUGUCUGGUCUGGAAUCCGGCAUUCUAAUAGUUCGUCUAUCCCACGAGGACGCAGUCGCCAUACGCCUUGGAUGGGCCCGGAAGCGCUCGCUGCCAUCGCUGUUGCUUCCCGUGUUAUCCGCAGAACUUGCCCUUGAGGUCACCAGGUUUCCCAUGAAUGAAGGCCUCGGCCAUGUCGGUUGUCCUUGACACGGCCCCAUUUUGGAUGGGCCAUUCCCACUGUCCGUGCAGACGACCAAAGCAUCGCAUUUGCUUCGCCAGUCCGUGAACGAACAAGAACAAGUCGGGUUUCUUUCUCUUCGACCUGCACAAUGCAUACCACGUCAAGACUGCGGUCCGAAAGGGCGGUGCUGUCGUUAUGUAGGCUAUACGCCAUGCGGCCUAAGGGCUUUCACGUAACGCGCUUAUCCCCGGUAGUUUGUACGCAGCUUGAAGGAAUCACUUUGAUAGGCAGUGGUAUCUCAAUCAAGGCCCAUGUUUUCCAUAUUGGUCCAACGUCUCCGACGCUGCCUUCAUGCCGGCUCUCCGCCGUCUCGUGAGCAUUCACGAAAUGCUCGGCCAAUACACAGCUAUUUAUACAGUUCGGAACUCUCCCACAUUCAUACAGCCGGAAGUUUGUGACAUCACGCGAUUCGUAUUAUAUAAAUCAUCCGCUGAUCAUACAGCCCUUGAAUCCCACCACCUCGAAUGACCCUAGUCCCCGGUCUGUCCAAGCAAUCCACUCGUCUCGUGUACAGUCUAUAUUCUGUAGCCUCCCAAUAUGUCACCCACUUGCUUCCUAUCACCCAAUAUGGCGUUUCCAACGCCUCCCAAGCGGGCGGCUCGCUCUUCAAGCGCGAGAAAUUCGACCCCCACAAACCUACUAGCAUCGUAUUCGCAGUACUCAUCCCCGUCCUCGUACUCGCCUCCGGUGUAUUUGCCGGGCUGACACUCGGCUACAUGAGCUUGGACGAGACCCAGCUGAAUGUCCUGAGCAUCAGUGGAACACCUAAACAGCGCGAAUAUGCGAACAAGAUCAAGCCUAUCCGCAAGAACGGGCACCUGCUCCUCGUGACCCUGCUGCUCGCCAACAUGAUCACGAACGAGACUCUCCCUAUUGUCGCCGACCCGGUUCUGGGGGGUGGCGUGCAGUCAGUCGUGGUCUCCACGGUGCUCAUCGUCAUUUUUGCGGAAAUCAUCCCCCAGUCCCUGUUCACCCGUCAUGGCUUGUUCCUCGGCGCGAAGAUGGCUGGAUUCACUAGGGUUUUGAUCUAUGGCUUGGGCAUUGUUGCUUGGCCAGUUGCCAAGCUGCUCGAACUCAUCCUGGGUUCUCACCAUGGCAUCAUCUACCGCAGGGCAGAACUCAAAGAGCUUAUUGCCAUGCACGACUCGGGUGCCACACACGGUGGCGAUCUUCGCACGGACACUGUCACCAUCAUUGGCGCGACGCUCGAUCUCCAAGAAAAGGUCGUGCGACAGGCCAUGACUCCGAUCGCGGAUGUUUUCAUGCUUUCGAUCGACUCUUAUCUCGACUACGACCUGCUCAAGAAGAUCUGUCUCACGGGCCACAGCCGGGUACCGGUCUACGAAGAGAUUGAGUUGAAUGGCACCAAGGUGAAGAAGAUCAUCGGGAUUCUGUUGGUCAAGCACUGCGUGUUGCUGGAUCCCAAGGACGCUAUCCCGCUGCGGAAGAUUCCUUUGAACAAAGUCCCGUUCAUCCCACACAACGAGCCGCUCUUGAGGUUGUUGGACAAGUUCCAAGAAGGCCGAAGCCACAUGGCUAUCGUCAGCCGAUUUGGUGAAGACAAGGCUGCCAGCGUCAAGAAAGCUGUGAAGCGCGGUCUUACUCAGCGCCUUCGGGAGCGUGUCGGGAUGGGCGACUCGAGUGACGAGGAGGAGGAGAAAGAGAAAGAGAAAGACAGCGCGGUCAAGAAGAAGUUCCGGGAUAUCGAGGAAGGAAUCGAGGAAGAGUCGUCCGAGGGCGACGAGACCCUGAAGAGCUACUACGCAUCUGCGCGCGGUCGCUCCCAGCGGGUCACGGCUACCGCUGUCCCCGAGGAACGCGAGAGAAGUCGGCGGGCGAGUUUCCAACUGCCGUCGCGCUCUGGACUGGAGCAGAGCAUGCCUGCGGAUGCUGUCCUCGGUAAAGAAGGUGUUGCAGAGUUCCUGCAAAACUUCGACCCCGCUGUGAUGCCUCUUGGGAUCAUCACGCUCGAGGACGUGCUUGAAGAGCUCAUCGGUGAAGAGAUUUACGACGAAUUCGACCCGCAGGGCGCUCACGGAGAUCCUUACGUCCCGCCCGGUGAAGAAGUUACGGUCCCAGUCACGAUCGAGGUCAUCCCCGUAGCGCCGAACGUAUCUCUCAAGGCACCCACUCCCGUCCUUUCACUCAAGGGACUGAACUUCCUGCGCUCGAGAAGCGCUCCGCCGACUCCGCGUGAUACCGUAGCCCCCAACCUGCCUCUCCACGCCGCCGGCAGUCUCGCCAUCAAGGAACACCUGUCCUCGGAGGACCUCACCGCACCCGGCGGCGGCGGCGGUCCAGUCGUCGUCGUCGUCGGACGCGACUCCUCGCCGUCGCCGACGCCGACGAUGCCCGAGGAAGCCGAGGACGCGGCCGUGAAGAAGAACGUGCUGAACGGCAUCUCGCGCAGCGCGUCCGCGUCACCGGUGCCGUCCAUGGCCAUCCUCCUCGAGCGCAAGCGCCGUCUCGGCACAGGUACACCCGCGGGCACCCCCGGUGGCGGAAUCGUGUCCCCGAUCCCCGUGCCGGCGCUCAUCGCUCCGAAAGUGAGCCGCCUGGGAUUCAAGAGCAGUCCGCUUGGGGGCGGCGAACGCGCGGCGGGGCUUGUCGUCGCUGAGCAAGUGAAGGAGCAGAGCGCGAACUCAGAUCUCAAUGCCGGGAUCGACGCCGAGCAGAUACCGAAUGAGAAGGACAAGGAGGGGCCCGACAAAUAGGGGACGUGGCGCUGGUGGUGGUGUUUUUGAAAUGUGAAAUGUGAAUGUGGUGUGUGUUCUGUGUGUGUGUGAUCUCUGCUUGCUUGUGAUGUUCGUUCCGAUGACUGCUUACUUACCGUCUGUGCUGCCUACAUAUGAAACUACUUACCUGACUA